Oreochromis aureus is the source of this 1859-nucleotide messenger RNA. Its product is annotated as sialic acid-binding Ig-like lectin 12. Bases 57 to 1373 code for a protein of 438 amino acids. NCBI's taxonomy places the organism in Eukaryota, Metazoa, Chordata, Actinopteri, Cichliformes, Cichlidae. The record is from RefSeq and is a predicted model, not a curated record. The transcript has 7 exons.
UAUUAAAAGCAGGGCUAGCUGAGCACUGAAGGAGGAAGGCCCAGAGUGGAAGAGGAAUGCUAGAUGGCCAGCGUGACACGGCGUCCCAGUUGGACAGUGUGAAGGGCGACAGUGGGAGACGCUGCCUGUUAUCGACCGCCGGGCAGAGGUGUACCUCUGCCGGCAUAUUUACUCCAACCGAAGCUUCAUCUUGGCGCGCCACUGUGCCAUCCUCAGUGAAAGGUCUCCUUGGCUCGUGUGUGGUGAUCCCCUGCUCUUAUAACUACCCAGAUCCAAAAACCAAUACCACAAGCUUUACAGGGAUUUGGUACAAUAAGAAUAAUCAAGUCAUCUGUCAUUCGGAUAAAUCUCAAACUUCGGGUCGGACAAAGCUGCUGGGAGACCUCAGCAAGAAGAAUUGUUCUCUGAUGAUUGAAGAUCUUCAACAAAGUGAUGGAGGGCCUUUAUAUUUCCGGAUUGAAAUUAAAGGCUAUAACCGGUACUCCUACACAAAUAACAAAGUCUCUGUUUCAGUCAGUCAACCCGAUUUAUCUGUGCAAGAGGAGGUAAAGGAGGGUGAGAAUGUGUCUGCAUCCUGCUCCGUGUUUCACUCCUGCCCCACAUAUCCACCUUCUUUCAUCUGGAGUCACUCUGGAGAGCAGCACGAUCAAACACAGCAGCUUCAUGAAGGCCAGUGGAACUCAACAUCUACUCUGACCUUUCACCCAAACCGCUCUGAUCACAACAAGCCUUUAAAAUGCAAAAUAACAUACCAUAGAGGGCUGUACGUGGAAACAUCUAAGAUACUUCAAGUAAAAUAUGCCCCUGACAUCAAGACUUCCUCAAAGUGCUCCUCCGAGGGCGGCGUGGUAAAGUGUGAGUGCAUCGUAGAGUCCGAGCCUCCCAGCAUGGUCUAUUUUAUUCUUGGUGACAGAGUCAUGCAAAGCAGCAAAGCAGAGAAAAAUGGCUCUGUUACUAUUGAGACUCUGCAGACAGACUUUGGGUCUUUCAGCUUUGUGCACUGCCUGGCAAACAACAGGCUGGGAUAUGACAACAUCUUACUCUCUUUACCUGUUAAAGACAACAUGCAGAAUAUUCUUAUCUCGUCUGGAGCAGGUGUGAUUUUGCUGAUUAUUUUGAUAGGAAGUGGAGUGGGAGUUGUUAAAAAAUGCAGGGGGAGAUCAAGAGACGCAACAACCACUAACUUGAGCACCAUGAUGUCAGACAGACCUGUGGAGCUCCCUCAUAGUGGCCCAACAAAAAGGAAAAUGAGCCGUAAGAACAUCCCUUCCCCUGACAUGUACACCAAUUAUCCUGUCUAUGGCAACGUAGGGAUAAGUAAUGUUUUCUUCAUUAGUUCAUUCAUAUUGUGCAUGCAUGAAAAAGGGGAGUGAAUUAAUCUUGUUUCUCUGUGCAGACUGACUGGGAUGAGUCAAUAUACGCCAAUGUGUAGCAUGUGGAAGACCAGCUGCAGUCCAUGUUUGUGUCCUCUAUAUAUGAGUUAUGAACGAGUCAAUUUUUUUCCCAAUCUCAUUCAUUUUUCAAUAUUUAUCACCUACAUCUAACAUAUAUAAUUCACAUUUUAUUUGUAGAAUACAAUAAGUAAAUAUUAAUGUCUAAAACUGUGAUAAUCUUAUGAUUCCUGUUAUAAACUGCAAAAAACUGGAAGAAGGUCAUUUCAUCAGAAAUCAGGUUUUUGGGGGUUUUUCUGUCAUUUGUAAAUAUUUUGUUUAUGAGAGAUGGCACAAUAUCAUGUGAUCCCAUUAAGUCUGGUGAUUUUAGUUUUGUUUUUGUGAGUUUUUUUUUUUUAAUUCCUGUGAACAGUUCCUCUAUCCAAUCUUUAAAUGACGCAGUGCUGCCACCUGGAGCUUAUUUCUCUC